This is a messenger RNA of Ornithorhynchus anatinus (platypus), 1775 nucleotides long. It is a transcript of the gene CCDC181, whose product is annotated as coiled-coil domain containing 181. NCBI's taxonomy places the organism in Eukaryota, Metazoa, Chordata, Mammalia, Monotremata, Ornithorhynchidae. The record is from RefSeq and is a predicted model, not a curated record. The transcript has 6 exons. Gene Ontology annotation, molecular function: microtubule binding. Bases 30 to 1634 code for a protein of 534 amino acids.
GCCCUUUGGAAGAGGGGAUGGAGAAAUGAAUGGAGGGGAGAGGAUUCCUGAAAGAAGACAGAAUGAAUGAAAGGGAAGGGUUUGGCUCCAUGGAAACUGGAGAAUAUGAAGAUGACUUUGAAAAGGACCUGGACUGGUUUAUUAAUGAAGAAGAAACACAGCACACUGGCAACACUGAGAUCCCCGGUGAGGCGGAAGAGGAUAUGAAAGUGGAUAUCGACCCAAAAUCGGGAGGGGAGGAGAGAAGCGGAGACUUGGCAGGACGGCACCCACGUCACGACGGAGAACUGAAGGCCGAGCCGUCCCCAAGGAGAGACGACCUCCUCUCCGGGCCGGGCUUUAGCCCUUCGGAUCCCGGAUCCGAUUCGGAAAGCGAAAACUCCUCCCAAGAGUCCAAGCUGGAGAGCGACAACGUCUUGGAUGACGAGGAGGAGGAGGAGGAGGGGGAAGAGGAAGCCAAGCGGUAUAUUUCGGAGAAGGUCAUCCUCGCCAAUAGGCUCCUAGAGAGCGAAGAGCCAGUGGAUGAAAAUCGAGAACGAAAGCUGAAGUUCAAAGAGAAACUGGUCGACCUGGAAGUGCCCCCUGAUCCGGAAGGCCCGGGCCCGGGUACAGAGGAUGCCGAAAUCGAAGGGGAGGUCUCUGGGAAAAUCUCCCAGCUGCACAUUUCAAAUGAAAUCCGCCCCGAAAGCGUACUCCUUUCGUUUACUAACGGCAGCAGCAGCAACGGACUAAAGAACGGACAUGUCCUCGUGGAGCGAUCCGGAAAGUUUGAACUCUUGAAUUUGCAAGAUGUGGAGAGCCAGGGCUUCCUGCCUCCUAUUGGCGUGCCUUUCUCCAGAACGUUUUCUCAGCAGGAAGUCUCCCGCUCUUCCUACCCAACUGCUAGAGGGCCCGGGCGGGUUAGGAAAGACAAACCUUCAAUCCGUCGACGCUUCAACGUUUUCUCGUCCUCGGGAGAGCCGCUGGCUUGUAUCCCUCAGCCCGCGUCCAGUCCCAAGCAUCGCCCAAGCUCCGCGGCCAACACGGUGAGGAGCGGCGGAAACAGGAAAUCUCCUCGCAGGGCCAAAUCGGCCAGCAUCUCCUCUGUCAACUCAACGUACUGUCUUUCACCCCGACAGAAAGAAAGGCAGAGACAGCUAGAACUCCAGAAGGAGGAGCUAAGGAAAGCGGAAGAAGAGCGGAAAAGAGAAGAGGAGGAGAUGAAGAAAAAAGAGAAUGAGUUGGUGUUCAAAGCUUGGCUGCUGAAGAAAAAAGAACAGGUUCUAGAAGAGAAGAGAAUCCAGCGAGCAAAGGAGAUGGAAGACAUGAACAGCAGGCUAGAGAACAGAGAUCCACAGGAAGCUUUCCGGUUAUGGCUUAAAAAAAAGCAGGAAGAACAGAUGAAAGAAAAACAGAUCGAGGACCUGAAACGGCAGGAGGAAUGUUUGUUCUUCCUUAAGGGGGCAGAAAGCCGCGAUAGGGCCUUUAAGCAAUGGUUAAGGAGGAAACGAGUGGAAAAGCAAGCAGAGCAACAGGCCGCCAGAGAGCAAGCCAGACAGCACCGGAUAGAAGCCAGACGAGCGAAACAACUCCAGCACAUCUUAAGCGCUUUUUCGGAAAUGACAGCCUUUCGUUUCACCGACAAACAGAGCUGAAGACCUCAGACCUCUACCCAAUACUUGAGUUAUUUUUCGUGGCAGUGGAUGUCCCUCCUUAAACUUAGAGGCUCUGAGUAAUCUUUUUUUGUAUAUUGAGUAAAAAAUAAAGAUAAUCAUUCAAUAUCCAAAUAUCAGUGA